GCUCCUACCUCCUUUCUAUUGUCCGCUACAUCCUCCACACAAUGGAAAAUGAGGAGGCUAGGGAAGCAAUGGGCAGGGGUUUGGCGCUAGUAAAGUGGUUGCAUGAAGCUCUUCCUCAUUGGACUUGGCAUUGAUUACAUAAUUCUGCCGACCCUUUGCCGGACUUUUUUCCAACUUCGCAGCAUCGCGAGUCUAAACGCGGAACUCGAUCGAUAUCAAUAACAGCUGGCCGGGGCGGAAGCUGGGGCAGAUCAGACAACAUGAUUCAAUUAAAGACGAUGCUUAACUGCAUCGACAACUCGGGUGCCGCCCUCGUCGAAUGCGUCAUGGUUGUCGGCCAGAAGAGACAUGCGUCAAUCGGCGACCGGAUCGUUGUUGUGGUCCAGGAACAGCGCAACGCCUCGUCUCAAGGCAUGGCAAGCUCAUCAACCAGUCUCAAAGUCAAGCGGGGCGACAUGCGGCACGCGGUGGUUGUACGGACGAGGUACAAGGUUGGAAGGGGGGACGGCAGCGUGGUGCGAUUCGACGACAACGCGUGCGUGCUCAUCAACAAGUCGGGCGACCCCGUCGGUAGUCGAGUAAAUGGCGUCGUCGGCUCGGAGCUGCGCAAGAAGAAGUGGAGCAAGAUCUUGAGUAUGGCUCCAAUGCAGGUUUGACCGGUCAUGGCUCUCUGACUGGGCUGAGAUGGGGAUGCCGUGUACGUUGUUACGAGGAGGGCGGGCUGGAGGAGCGGAUGGAGAGAUGUAUCAUGCGUCUCAACUGGAUGUACCAUAUAAGCAAGGCAUCGUGGCGGAGUUGGAUGGCGUCGUCGAUGGCAAGGCAGCCAAUAGAACCAAGAUCUGUUUUCCGACGGCACUCGAGGAUAAAUAGGGCUUACCCCGUGCUUAUAGCUAGGAUAUGGAUGACCCGAAGGGUGUGUAGAGUCACGAAGCACGAGUUGAUAAUAAGACGGCAUUGACGAUGAAUUGACAUUGAGAACUCC
This is a messenger RNA of Phialemonium atrogriseum, 982 nucleotides long. Its product is annotated as mitochondrial 54S ribosomal protein YmL38/YmL34. Gene Ontology annotation, molecular function: large ribosomal subunit rRNA binding; structural constituent of ribosome. Gene Ontology annotation, cellular component: mitochondrial large ribosomal subunit; ribosome. Lineage: Eukaryota; Fungi; Ascomycota; Sordariomycetes; Cephalothecales; Cephalothecaceae. The transcript has 3 exons. The record is from RefSeq and is a predicted model, not a curated record. Gene Ontology annotation, biological process: translation. The coding region runs from base 261 to 656 and encodes 131 amino acids.